CCCAAGCCAACCUCAUCCCAUAACCACCAAACAGUUUACACCACACUUUCCACUGCACUUCCAUUCAGCAGCGAGCAUGACAGCACCCAAGGAAAAGGCCUGUCUCAUCGUCAUCGACGGUUGGGGCAUCUCCGACCAAGAGGACCCCGCAGGCGAUGCCAUCAGGAACGCCCAGACCCCCGUCAUGUCUGGCUUCGAGAAGAAGUACCCGUUCACGCAACUGGAGGCCCACGGGCACGCCGUCGGGCUACCCGAGGGUCUUAUGGGGAACUCUGAAGUCGGUCACUUGAACAUUGGCGCUGGACGGAUUGUUUACCAGGACAUUGUGCGAAUCGAGCUGGCUAUCAAGCAAAAGAAGCUGAAAGACCAGCCGGCGUUGCAGGCUGCGCUCAAGCGUGCAAAAGAGGGCAACGGCCGUCUCCACCUCCUUGGUCUCGUCUCCGACGGCGGUGUGCACUCCCACAUCGACCACCUUUUCGCUCUCCUCGAGAUCGCAAAGGACUACGGCGUCCCCAAAACCUUCAUCCACUUCUUCGGCGACGGCCGUGACGUGUCCCCGAAGUCUUCCGACAAGUACCUGAAGCAGUUGCUCGAAUUCACCAAGAAGAUCAACUACGGCUCCGUGGCGACCAUCGUCGGGCGGUACUACGCUAUGGACCGCGACAAGCGUUGGGAGCGGAUAAAGAUCGCGUACGAUGGACUGGUUGAGGGGACCGGUGAAAAGUCGGACGAUCCCGUCAAGACGAUCGAGGAACGAUAUGCGAAGGAUGAGACUGAUGAGUUCUUGAAGCCGAUCAUCAUUGGCGAGGAGGGUCGUAUUAAGGAUGACGAUACGUUGAUCUUCUUCAACUACAGGAGUGAUCGUAUGCGGGAGAUCAACCAGGCUCUUGGCGUGGACACUCCUUUCGAGGCCAAGAAGCCCAAGAACAUCGCCAUCACAAGCAUGACCCAGUUCAAAGCCGACUUCCCCUUCCCGGUCAUCUUCCCGCCCCAAACAAUGACCAACGUCCUUGGCGAAUGGCUCGCCAAACAACAAGUCCCACAAUGCCACAUCGCCGAAACGGAGAAAUACGCGCACGUUACCUUCUUCUUCAACGGCGGCACCGAGGCCCAGUACCCGCUCGAAGACCGCGUCAUGAUCCCCUCCCCCAAAGUCCCCACCUACGACAAACAGCCCGAGAUGUCUGCCAUCGAGGUUGCGCAGAAGGUCGCCGAGAUUGUGGAGACUGACAAAUACCCGUUUGUGAUGUGCAACUUUGCACCCCCGGAUAUGGUUGGCCAUACGGGUGUGUAUGACGCUGCGAUUAAGGGCGUGGAGGCGACGGACAAGGGGAUUGGAAUCAUUUACGAGGCGUGCAAGCGCGCGGGGUAUGUGUUGUUUGUGACGGCGGACCAUGGGAAUGCAGAGAAGAUGUUUGGGGAUGAUGGGCAUCCGCAUACCGCCCAUACUUGCAACAAGGUCCCUUUCGUCAUGACAUCCGACAAAUUCAAAUUCAUCCCGAACAAAAUCGGCGCCCUCGCCGACGUCGCGCCUACCCUCCUCGACGUCAUGGGGCUGCCCAUCCCGGACGACAUGACCGGAUCCUCUGUGUUGCAGAAGUAGACGGAGAGAUGGGAGUUUUGACUAGGAGUUUUUACUGAUACGCAAUUAACUCGUGUCUCUUGCCUCGGGUUUUAUCAUCAUGUUUUGAUUGCACUGCACGUUUUUCCCACUCCCCCUUGCAUAGGUAGAGUUUGUAGAGAUGUAGGACUUGAAUGACAGGUGCUUUAUCUUUUUUUCAAAUCCGUCUUGAACGUGGGAGAGCGUCUCUCGGGAUGG
Molecule: messenger RNA, 1819 nt
Organism: Fimicolochytrium jonesii
Lineage: Eukaryota; Fungi; Chytridiomycota; Chytridiomycetes; Spizellomycetales; Powellomycetaceae
Product: BPG-independent
Exons: 4
Coding region: 77-1603 (508 amino acids)
Biological process (GO): glucose catabolic process
Cellular component (GO): cytoplasm
Molecular function (GO): manganese ion binding
Source: RefSeq, a predicted model, not a curated record